AUGUUAGUGCCGCUCCCCUGGCUGUGCUCCGAAUGUUCCUCCGCCGCCGAGGACGAUAACUCCGCAGCCUGCGGCGGCGGUUAUAGAGAUGGCAUUGCUGGAGCCACCCCUGGCUCUAGCCCCUUGUCAUCCUCAAACUCUGUCUCAGCCUUCGAUGAUGCGAUAUCUAUUCCCUCUCUUCUCCGCCUCCUUCCUCUGCAUCUCCUCCAUCACCAGCAACUCCUCUGCCGCCACCGCCGCACUCAUGCCUCUGCAACCUCCUUCCUCCUCUAUUCCGCUACUGAAUCCACCCUCUCCGUCUACGACCUCUCUGACCUUCGCCCCAUCGAAUCCCUCCCCGCACCUUCCGGCGCCGGCGCCGCUAAAUCCAUCUCUAUCUCCCCCGACGGCUCCGCCCUCUUCACCGCCCAUCAAGACGGCCGCAUCCGCGUAUGGAACCGUUCAUCCCGGUCCGGCCUUCAUCGUCUCGUGACCUCCCUCCCCACCACCGCUGAUCGCCUCCGCCGAUUGCCCCUUCCAAAAAACUACGUCACCAUCCGCCGCCACCACAAGCGCCUCUGGAUAGAGCACGCCGAUGCUGUUUCCGGAAUCGCCGCCGACGCUUCCGGCCUCCUCUACUCUGUUUCUUGGGACAAAACCCUUAAAGUCUGGUCGGUCUCCGGCCUCCGCUGCCUGGAAUCCGUAUCGGCGCACGAGGAUGCCGUGAACGCCAUAGUGGUCGCGGCCGACGGCACCGUUUACACGGGGUCGGCUGAUCGGAGGAUCCGUGUUUGGACGCGACCAGCUGGAGCGAAGCAGCACGAGCUGAUUGCAACGCUUGAUCGACAUCGGUCGGCGGUGAAUGCGCUAGCGCUGAGCGGUGAUGGUUCGGUUCUGUAUUCCGGCGCUUGCGACCGGUCGGUUUUGGUGUGGGAGAGGAACGAGAAGGCAGAUUACAUGACGGUCACCGGCACUCUUCGGGGUCACGAGAGGGCGAUUCUUUCCCUCGCUUGUGCCGGCGAGAUUGUCGUGAGUGGCUCUGGUGAUGGAGUUGUGAGGGUUUGGAGGAGGGACGGGAUUAGAAGAGCGUACAGUUGCCUCGCGGUGAUGGGUGGCCACACGAAGGGCGUGCGAUCGCUUGUGGCGGUGAUGAUGCCAGGUUCCGGCAGGGACGGGGGAGGAUCCGGUGAUGACGAGGAGUACAGAGUUUGUAGCGGCAGUUUGGAUGGGGAGAUUAGGGUUUGGCGGGUUCGUGUCUCCUCCUUGUAAAGUUUAAUUAGGAAUUAAUCCCGGAGCUGGUCCUCUGAUUGAUUUUUGAUUGUUCGUUAACGGGCGGAGGAGCAGAAAUUCGUGAUUAUUAUUUUUUUAGUUUUUUUUUUUCCUUUUCUGACUGUAUCGUGGGGUUUUGAUUGCGAUGCACUUCUUAAUGCUUAUGAUAUGAAGUUUCACAGGAACUUCUUGGUCUUUAA
Molecule: messenger RNA, 1448 nt
Organism: Dendrobium catenatum
Lineage: Eukaryota; Viridiplantae; Streptophyta; Magnoliopsida; Asparagales; Orchidaceae
Product: protein JINGUBANG-like
Exons: 2
Coding region: 1-1248 (415 amino acids)
Molecular function (GO): protein binding
Source: RefSeq, a predicted model, not a curated record